AUGCAUGUGCCAUCGCACAUCACGUACACCGGUGUGAAGCAGCAGCAGCAGCGUCCGUUGAGUAUGGGCGAUAUGCCGGGAUAUGCGUAUCAGAUGAAUGUGCCCGAGCGAAUCCUGGUUGCCGGUGGCGAUGUGGUUCAGGGAGACCGUGCACCGCCCUCCGAAGUGAUGCUCGAUCGCAUGACCGUCAGCUAUCCCACUCCCGUGAGCUUUUGUGAAUAUUCUCAGUUACGAGUAGUGUAG
Messenger RNA from Gongylonema pulchrum, 243 nucleotides. The record is from the annotation of a GenBank genome assembly. Lineage: Eukaryota; Metazoa; Nematoda; Chromadorea; Rhabditida; Gongylonematidae.